AUGAAAGGAAGCCUUUGCCACGAGCUCGAGACUGGCCUCCCCGCAGCCGAUGUGUGGGAGGUCUAUGGAAGCCUUCUCCUUCCGGAGCUGAUUCCUCAGGUGCUUCCCACCAUUGUUGCCAAGGUCGAGGUUUCAGGAGAUGGUGGGGUCGGAACAAUCCUGCAUGUCACCUUCUGUCCUGGCCUCCCAUUGAAAUACCAAAAGGAAAAGUUCAUCAAGGUCGACCAUGAGAACCUCGUCAAGGAAGCAAUCGUCGUGGAAGGAACCGUCCUGGAUUUGGGAUUUCUGAAGUAUCUGAUGCGGUUCGAGAUCGUAGGGAGCGCAGACAAUAAUUGCGUAAUAAGAUCAACCCUGGAAUAUGAAGUUGCCGACGGGGAUACAAACACUGCAUCCCUCGCCAGCACCGAUACUUUAGCUAGUCUGGCCGAGGCCAUCACAAGGCACCUCAAGGAGCAGAAGAGCGCUAACCAAGCUUCAUAA
Molecule: messenger RNA, 480 nt
Organism: Lolium rigidum
Lineage: Eukaryota; Viridiplantae; Streptophyta; Magnoliopsida; Poales; Poaceae
Product: norbelladine synthase-like
Exons: 2
Coding region: 1-480 (159 amino acids)
Biological process (GO): defense response; abscisic acid-activated signaling pathway
Cellular component (GO): nucleus; cytoplasm
Molecular function (GO): protein phosphatase inhibitor activity; abscisic acid binding; signaling receptor activity
Source: RefSeq, a predicted model, not a curated record